CUAUCAAGGACUCCUCAGCUUCAACUCAACAGAAUUUUCUGGAAGAAGAGUCAGAGAAACUGGGACUGAGGAUGUCAGCUGUGGGGGCAAACUCUUUCGGAGUAACAAAUUAUGUGGUGUUUGCUCUCAUGUUGGGGGUGUCUGCCUGCAUUGGGGUGUACUUUGCCUGGGUGGACAGGAGGAAGAACAGUUCAGGAGACUUUCUGACUGCGGGUCGUACACUGACAGCCUUGCCCGUGUCCAUGUCUCUGACUGCCAGCGCCAUGUCAGCUAUAACAGUGCUGUCUAACCCUGCAGAGGUAUAUCGCUAUGGAGCCAUUUUUGGACUGUUUUGCAUCGCCUAUUUUCUGGCAGCAAUCAUAACGUCUGAGAUUUUCCUCCCCGUCUUAUACAGGCUGGGAUUUACUAGCACUUAUGAGUAUUUGGAACUCCGUUUCAAUAAAACCAUCCGUCUGCUAGGAACUGUAAUCUUCUUGUUUCAAAGUGUUCUGGUUGGUGGAAUUUCUGUUUAUGGACCAGCUUUAGCAUUAAACAAAGCCUGGAUUGAUAACAAGAAAGCCUAUGACUCAAUGCCACACACCUGGAUCGCUGAAUGCUUGGAGAUGUACAACAUCAAAGGGACUCUAAGAGGAAACUCAAUGAAGUUGUGGAAAACCACCCUUGAAACCAAUGGCAAGCCACUUGCACAAGUGUCCAUCAAAUGUGACAUAUACCAAGAUGAUGCUCUGUCUCCACUGCUCUUCUGCAGAGGUCUGAACCCCCUCAUCCAAAUAAUCAAUAAGACUGGCUAUGGAUACCAACUCAGAAAUGGGGCCACCAUCAGUCACCUCUUCUACAUGGAUGACAAAGCUAUACGCUAA
Messenger RNA from Oryzias melastigma (Indian medaka), 860 nucleotides. Its product is annotated as sodium-coupled monocarboxylate transporter 1-like. Gene Ontology annotation, molecular function: organic acid:sodium symporter activity. Bases 72 to 860 code for a protein of 262 amino acids. Gene Ontology annotation, cellular component: membrane. NCBI's taxonomy places the organism in Eukaryota, Metazoa, Chordata, Actinopteri, Beloniformes, Adrianichthyidae. The transcript is spliced from 5 exons. The record is from RefSeq and is a predicted model, not a curated record. Gene Ontology annotation, biological process: propanoate transmembrane transport; sodium ion transport.